AUGGAUGCGACUGCGAGAGGCUGGCAGAUGAUCGAGAUCGUUACGGUCUUGGUCGCUCUCUGCUUCAUUUCGGUGGUGAUGCGAGUGGUGGCUCGCCUGCAGAGGAGAGUCGGGCUCGGCGUGGAUGACUAUCUUAGUAUCGUGUCGAUGGUAUUGAUGACUGCUAUGUUAAUUGAACUGUGUCUAUGGUGUACAAUUGGAGGCAAUGGCGCCCAUGUCAAGACACUAGAUGCCGAGACCAUGAUGAACUACUGGAAGAUCUUCCUGGCCAACCAAUUCACAUACUUCGUCCUCUGCCCUGCCAUCAAGAUCUCCAUCAUCUGCUUCUACCGCCGCGUCUUCACAACCCCGAAGUUCCGCACCUUUACCUUCGGUCUGAACUGCCUCAUCGGUGCCUGGGGCCUCGUCAUCUUCCUCGCUUGUGCCGGCCAAUGCCGUCCACUCCGCGCAUACUGGGACACCAGCGUGAAAGGCACAUGCUUCGACGCGAACGAGUUCUUUAUCGUCAACCAGGCCUUCAACGUCCUCAUGGACUUUAUAAUCCUCGUCCUUCCAAUCCCAAUGAUCUGGGGCCUCCACCGCGCCUGGCAAGACAAGCUUGCUCUAAAUGGCGUCUUCGCCCUCGGCACAUUUGUCUGCUUCGCAAGCAUCUACCGCAUCGUGGUCCUCUUCUGGAUCAGCCCGGUUGAUCCAACCUACACAGUCUACCAAGCAACCCUCUGGACGCACAUCGAGCCCUCCGUCGGCCUAAUCUGCUCCUGUCUCCCAAUCAUCCGCGGUCUAUUCCCAGCCCUAAAACUCAAGAACCGUUCGAACCGCAACCAAGGCCCAUACUACAUCAACACGGAUAUCAGCCAGUCCAACAUGGUCUCCAAGUGUAGUCCGCGCUUGCCGGAUCUGGAUUACAUGAAGAUGGAAGGGGGCAUGUACGGCAUGACUGGCGAGAGGACUAAUGGUCAUUUCCUGGGUGAUGAUUUGCACCCACUUAAUAUCAAGGUGCAGACUGAUAUUGCAAUUACCCCAGAUAAUGAUUCGAUCUCAUCUUCUAUGCGCCAGGCUCCUCACUGA
Molecule: messenger RNA, 1068 nt
Organism: Penicillium cinerascens
Lineage: Eukaryota; Fungi; Ascomycota; Eurotiomycetes; Eurotiales; Aspergillaceae
Exons: 3
Coding region: 1-1068 (355 amino acids)
Source: RefSeq, a predicted model, not a curated record